GCAAAAAAGGAAUCUGAUCUUAAUGGAGCUCAAGUCAAGAUCAGAGAAUUUGAAGCAGCUCUCAACUCUAAAGAAGCUGCACUGGCCACAGCUCUUGGUGAUAAGAAAAGCCUGGAGGGGGAUCUUGAAGAUUUAAGAGAUCAGAUGGCACAGCUUGAAAUUUCCUUAGGUGCUGCCAAGAGUCAGCUUGCAGACGAAACUUUACUGAAGGUGGAUCUUGAAAAUCGUUGUCAGAGCCUGAUUGAGGAUUUGGAAUUCCGUAAAAAUAUGUAUGAGGAGGAAAUCAAUGAAACAAGAAGAAAACAUGAAACUCGCCUAGUUGAAGUUGAUUCUGGGCGUCAAAUUGAGUAUGAACACAAACUUGCUCAAGCACUUCAUGAAAUAAGGGAGCAGCAUGAUGCACAAGUCAAACUAUACAAAGAAGAGCUGGAACAGACUUACCAUGCCAAACUUGAGAAUGCUAGACUGUCCUCUGAGAUGAGCACUUCUACAGCCAAUUCAGUAAGAGAAGAACUGACAGAAAGUCGUAUGCGUAUUGAAAAUCUGUCUUCCCAGCUUGCCAGCCUUCAGAGAGAGUCUAGAGCAUGGCAAGAUAGAAUGCAAGAGCUUGAGGACACCUUGGCUAAGGAAAGGGAGAACUGUCGCAGAAUGCUCUCUGACAAGGAGAGGGAAAUGGCGGAGAUAAGAGAUCAGAUGCAGCAGCAAUUGAAUGACUAUGAACAACUUCUGGAUGUUAAACUGGCCCUGGAUAUGGAAAUCAACGCGUACCGGAAAUUGCUGGAGGGUGAAGAAGAGAGGCUGAAACUUUCUCCUAGUCCAUCUUCUCGAGUGACAGUUUCAAGGGCUUCAUCAAGCCGCAGUGUACGUACAACCAGAGGAAAGAGGAAGAGGAUCGAUGUGGAAGAAUCUGAAGCCAGCAGUAGUGUCAGCAUUUCCCAUUCAGCUUCUGCCACAGGAAAUGUCUGUAUUGAAGAGAUAGAUGUUGAUGGAAAGUUCAUCCGUUUGAAGAACACUUCUGACCAGGAUCAACCUAUGGGAGGUUGGGAGAUGAUCAGAAAAAUAGGAGACACUUCUGCUAUUUACAAAUAUACCUCAAGAUAUGUGCUAAAAGCAGGACAGACAGUUACAAUUUGGGCUGCAAAUGCAGGAGUAGUUGCUAGCCCUCCCACUGACCUCAUCUGGAAGAACCAGAAUUCUUGGGGCACUGGUGAAGAUGUCAAAGUUGUACUGAAAAAUUCUCAGGGAGAGGAGGUUGCUCAGAGAAGCACUGUCUUUAAAACAACCUUACGUGAAGGUGAGGAAGAUGAAGCUGAGGAAGAAGCAGUUGAAGCUGUGGAGGAGGAGGACCUGUUCCAUCAGCAGGGAGAGCAAAGGGGAUCUAAUAGAAGCUGCGCAAUCAUGUAAACUCCUCCAGUCACUAACUUCCUCAAAGUAUGGUAGUCCUUACCGACAGGACAGAGCCUUCUCAGAAGCACAACAUAUUUUUGUAUUUCCUUUAUGUGAAUUUUUAAGCUGCAAGUCUGAUAGCCUUAAUUUCCUUUGUCACUGAAAAGGAAGUUUUGUAAAAGAAAUCGUUAUCUGUAACUUUCUUGUAAGAUGUGAAUUAUUGAAACAGAACUACGUACUGCUUGAAAAAUGACAUCUCCCCCCACACAACUUUUAUGCCAGUCAUUUUUUAAACCUCAUUGGAAGGGGAACAUGCCACUGUGUUUUGGGGUUUGUUUUUCUUUUUAGAUUACACCACUUAGACUAGCCAUCUGCUGUUGACCUUUUUAUAUUUAGGUGCUGUUGGGGAAGGGGAAGACAUUUUCAAUACUAUGAACUUUUUUGUACUGAAGAUCUCUCUUUUUUUUUCUACAAUGUGAUCAAGGUUGCAAAAUUUUUUAUARAAAAGAGCAGCUUGUUUAAAAAGAACAGAACAUAGCCCAGCUGAUCAUGUAAGUACUCAGAGGAUGAAGGAUGCAGCAAAACUUGUUUUUAUUGGUACUUUCUUCUUUACUUAUAUUUCUUAUUGAGCAAGGGGAUUCAUGUUAAACGCGUUAGUUGUUUUUAAGGUAGUGUAACCAGCUUAAAUUUCC
Messenger RNA from Nothoprocta perdicaria, 2078 nucleotides. It is a transcript of the gene LMNB1, whose product is annotated as lamin B1. The coding region runs from base 145 to 1404 and encodes 419 amino acids. NCBI's taxonomy places the organism in Eukaryota, Metazoa, Chordata, Aves, Tinamiformes, Tinamidae. The record is from RefSeq and is a predicted model, not a curated record. The transcript is spliced from 10 exons.